UUGGUGCGCGUGACUUCAUAUCCAGUGCACGGGCUCAGAUUGAUUGCGAGGCAAAUUCUAAGGGUACCCCAAACGCUGCUAUAUCUGGUACACGAGAAAUGGAUGAAUUGCAGAAUAUCCCGGAGCAGCAAGGCUACACCGCAGCCGCGACACCGGCUUACGGUUACGAUGGUUACCAAGAAGAGCCUGCUAUAGACAGCGGAUCAUGGGCAGCAGCUGAAUACGGACAGCAAGCAGGAUAUGACGGCUACGAACAGCAGGCCGUGUACCCUGGUUACGAACAGCAGGCCGUGUACCCUGGUUACGAACAGCAGGUCGUGUACCCCGGUUACGAACAGCAGGUCGAUUAUGCAGGUCAACAACUGGGCUAUGAAACCCCGGCCGCACAGAUUAACCCUCCGCCUAAGACACCCAUUGUCGUCACCGAAAUGGAAAGCUUUGGAACCGCGGCGAACGCAAGAGAUCGGUGUCUUGUCCGUGCGGUCUCUGUAGUAGCCGGCGUCGCGGUACUAGCUACAGUGGCCGUCAUCAUAUUGGUUCUUUUCCCAAGAAGUUCCGAGCUUGGUGAUGACCCAAGAGGACCAGCGGGAUCGCCACCUAUAGUAGUUGAAGAUGAUGUGCGAGAUCGGACGGCACCAGCCGCGGUCGUACCGGUCAAAAGAGCUACCACGACAACCGCCGCAACCCCUACACUACCGGGUAUCGUUGUAUGUGUCAGCGAGGAUUUGAGACCGCCAACCAUGACAUGGAAGGACUUCAUGGCUAUCCCGCUUCCAAAAGGUCUCUGCGAUUACGUCUUCUACACUCUGGAUUCGGAAAGCACCAACAUCUUCCAGAAGGACUACGGCAAAAGCCACACUUUUGAUAAGUUUUCGAGCUACGUAGAAAAAAGAUCUGAUCUGUCCUUGGGGAUACAUAUACCGCAGUUUCAUGUUAGAGACACCAAUAGCAAUCUUCAGACCAUGCCUGGAAAAGAGGCAUUCAAAGAAUAUUGGAAUAAAGGAUUCAAAAACUUCGCUGUGCUCGACCUGGAGCUUACUCCACUCUCUGUAAACGCGGACUUUAGACACGUCAAAACACUGAUAAGGACGAUCCGCAGCAUGAAAAGCGAUAAGAUGUACAUCAUCAUUGGCAUCUCCAUUCUACCGUCCGACAAGAAGAACCUGUCCCACCUGCCCAGAGAGGUCUUCACUUCCCUAAUAAGUGCCACAAAGCCCACUGGUGUCCUGUUUCGGACGACCUACAGGAAGCUCCACCAAGGUAGCGAAUGCACACCGACAGGCUCAUCCGUCUAUGAUGUCAACAACAGAACUCGGCUUCCUAAGGACCAGCCUAUCUUUGUGAACGCCUUGGAAUUUAUGAAGACUGUCAACCUGCCGUCAGUGACACGAAGGUUCCUUUCGUUGUCAGCUGCGGGACUUCGUAUAUCACCAAAUGGUCCAGACGGGUAUUGCAACAAGACAGAAAGGAUGGCGCCACCAGAACUGUACUGUCCUGAUGGGAGGUUCAGAGCAGAAUACAAUCCUGAUGAGCACCCGGACCCGAAAGAACCGGAGGUGGUUGCGGAGAUACAAGGCAGGGCGCAUACCUAUAUCUACGACUGGGGGCAGACAAUGCUUGUCAAGUUGUGCUACGCAAACGUGGACUACGACUUCCAGGACAGUGUGGUGAUAUUCGACUUCGGAUUUGACAUCAAGAACACCUGCUGGGGACCCCAGCAGGAUCGCGUACAUGGAUUCGGCUCAAUCUUUGAUGUGCGAAAUACCGUCCACAAAUGGAUCACAUGCAGAACACCUGAUCCCUAUAUUCGGAUAUGAAAGAAGCGUCCGUUUAAAACUCCCAAUUUGC
Ornithodoros turicata is the source of this 1848-nucleotide messenger RNA. RefSeq lists its product as uncharacterized. NCBI's taxonomy places the organism in Eukaryota, Metazoa, Arthropoda, Arachnida, Ixodida, Argasidae. Bases 99 to 1817 code for a protein of 572 amino acids. The record is from RefSeq and is a predicted model, not a curated record. The transcript is spliced from 17 exons.